GUACAGUUAAUUCUGAUGAUGUUCCUUCCAGUAUGCCCAUCGGAGAGGAUGCGUUUCAUUUCUGAUCCAGUGGCACACUCCAGGUUAUUUCUUCUACUUCAACCAGCAUUGUCUAAAAUGUUUUUCAUUUUUGAAAACCUAUUACGUAAAAAUGGCAUCUCCUAAUCAAUGUCCUAUCUAUGGAUCCAGCCUUGCAUUUGUUUGUGAUUAAAAAUAACUGUUUGCUGCUUUUCUCUUUUUCUGGAAUUGGUAUGUUGGUGUAAUCAUGGGUGGGAGUGCAUGGCUGUAUUUAGUACUAUUUAUUCUAGCAAGAUAUAUCUAUGUAGAUCUCUUAGUGAUAAUGUUUGCUGCUCCAUUACACAAAAGAACCUGGUUUUAGCCUUAAAAUGUGGGACAAGCUCAAACAAGUAUUGUCUGCGUAUGUUCUUCCUCGCAUAAGUAAAUUCACAAGUUAAGGUGCAAUCCUGCUCCACUUCAAAGCAUAAAAAAAGAGAUUGAAGAGAUCAUAUAAUCUAGGCAUAAUUUGCAGGAAAUGUGCUGUCAGCAAGGGCUAAUGUGACCCUCUCGUAAGUUAGAAAAAGAUAAUCAAGGCUUGUGAUGCAUGUUUUCUGGAUUUUAAAGUAAAAUAAUCCCACAUUCAAAGAAUCUGGCAGAUUCAGAUUAUCCAAUUGACAGAUCCUGUAAUCUUUCAUAGUACCUGGGAGUGUGCUGGGCCAAUUCUUAAGAAUAAAUCACUUUAUGAAAAAGGUACUUUAAAAAGCUGAACCAUAAUUUUCUAAUAUCACAAAAUGUAGGCAGCUCUUUAGCUGUAAGAUGAUUCAUAUGAGGGGGAGGUUGACUAUAAUGGUUGAAGUCUGUAUUUUUUUUAAUUUGAAUAUAGAGCUAUUGUUGAAGGAGAUUAAAAAACUGAAGAAAGAAAAUGAAAAGUUGUCUACAGAAAGGAGAGCACUAAAAAAUGAAUUAGCUGGAUUAGACAAGGGAUUUUUUACUGAUAUGAAGCCCAACGUGAUCCUUUGAACUAGCCCCUACGGUUUUCACCUGAGAGAGGAGAACUGAGCCACUGGGAGAGAGUCUUAUGCUGGUACUGCAAUGCUGAGUUCUAGCUCGACCACUGUGAAUAAUCUUCCUUUGAAGAAGAGGCUCUGUUUCCUGCUGAAACUUGUGUGCUUUGUCAGCUCAGUGUUAAUAUUUUGUGAAUUUUUAAUUUAUUAUGUGGUAAUUUUUCAAUGUCAAUGGCCAGAAGUGAAAGGUGGAGCUCACAUGAGUAAAAAAGAGACUUCAGCUUCAGUCCUAAAGGCCAUAAUUUUAGCUGAUACUCACCUACUUGGUGAAAUCAAAGGACAUUGGCUGGAUAAGCUAAGAAGGGAAUGGCAAAUGGAGAGAUCUUUCCAAACUGCGUUAUGGUUACUGCAACCAGAUAUUGUUUUUAUUCUGGGAGAUGUCUUUGAUGAAGGAAAAUGGAGCUUACCUCAGGCAUGGGCAGAUGAUGUCAGGAGAUUUCGGAAAAUGUUUAAGUAUCCAGUUUCUACUGAGCUCGUGGUUAUUGUGGGGAAUCAUGACAUUGGAUUUCAUUAUGAAAUGACCACUUACAAGGUAAAUCGAUUUGAAAAGGUUUUCAACUUUACUUCAGGAAAGCUAAUAACGCGGAAAGGAAUAAACUUUGUCCUAGUAAACAGCGUAGCCAUGGAAGGUGAUGGCUGUGCUGUCUGCCGUACCUCAGAGGCAAAGCUUGUGGCGCUUUCUCACAAACUGAACUGCUCCCAGCAGAAACCAAAUCAUUCCAACAAAAGGUGCAGUGAUGUGGAAAAGCUUCCAGCUUCAGAACCCAUCCUUUUACAGCAUUACCCUCUCUAUCGGAAAAGUGAUGCUGAAUGCAGUGGAGAAGAUUCUGCUCCUCCAGCAGAGAAGAACAUCCCAUUUAAAGAGAAGUAUGACGUACUGUCUCAGGAAGCAUCACAAAAGCUGAUAUGGUGGUUUCAUCCCCGUUUGAUUCUCAGUGGGCAUACACAUAGUGCUUGUGAAGUGCUGCACGCAGGGAAAAUUCCAGAAAUCAGUGUCCCGUCAUUCAGUUGGAGGAAUAGAAACAAUCCUAGUUUCAUCAUGGGCAGCAUAACACCAACUGACUUCUCCCUCCAAAAAUGCUUCCUUCCCUAUGAGAGCAGAGUCUUUACUAUAUACUGUGCAGCAGGUGCUCUGCUUGUAAUCCUGAUACUAGCUCAUUGUCAGCUUCUCACUCCACCAUUUUAUUUUGCUCAGCGUUUAAUCAGUAAGCAUAAAGCAGUAUGAAGAGCCAGACAUCUGCAUUCAGUCACUGAAAUACCAAAGCUGAGAACAGUCAAACAUCAGACUAUAUUCAUGCCAGCAAAUGACCUAAUUUGAUUGCUAGUCUGAAGGCAGGUUGCAUUUACACAUACCAUAGAAGUCCUAUACAGCUGAUAUGACUACUACAGGAUAAAUAAUUAACUGAAAUGAACGUUUCAUGCUGUACAAAAAUACUGUAUUCUACAAUCAAAUGAGUCCUUUUCCUGCUAUAAUUUUUGUAUCAAAUAUGUAUAUUAAAAGUGUAACUGUACAUUA
This is a messenger RNA of Aquila chrysaetos chrysaetos, 2577 nucleotides long. It is a transcript of the gene MPPE1, whose product is annotated as metallophosphoesterase 1. The transcript has 10 exons. Gene Ontology annotation, cellular component: endoplasmic reticulum-Golgi intermediate compartment. Gene Ontology annotation, biological process: GPI anchor biosynthetic process; endoplasmic reticulum to Golgi vesicle-mediated transport. NCBI's taxonomy places the organism in Eukaryota, Metazoa, Chordata, Aves, Accipitriformes, Accipitridae. Gene Ontology annotation, molecular function: phosphoric diester hydrolase activity. The record is from RefSeq and is a predicted model, not a curated record. The coding region runs from base 1090 to 2286 and encodes 398 amino acids.